GACGAGCAGGCAACGCGCACGGACGUUCGUUCUCCGAAUUUUAGGAGAACUUGGACCUCGAGUAGUUUUAGAAAGUUAAUGCCCAGCAGCUGCGAAUCGCAAAGAACCCAAUCAAAUCGUUAAAUACUACCUACCAAUCGAUCUCGUUUGCCUUAUGAAGUAGAAGAAAAGUGGUGGUCGUUAAGAGUUAUAGUUUCCAACGAAAGUGCAAUUUUUAAAUCAAUUUUUUACGUUGUGUGUACGUUACAACUAAAGACUGACAGCUCUGAUACAUCGGGAAGCCGAAAUUAAGUUUAUUUCCGGCGAGCUGACACAAGCAGAGAUAGGAAGUGCUAGGAAUUAGUGAAUUAGUAAAGCUGUAUGUACAUAUGUAUGUAUGUGUAGCCCGAAUACUACAUAACAACCUAGGUCAAUAUUGUUUAAAGUGGCGUGUGAAUGUGCGCAGAGAUAACAACAACGAUUGCUAGUUGCUCAGCAGAUAAUAAACACACAGAAACACACACAAACGCACAUCGGACCACACACUCGUGACUAGAACAUAUUCACGGAAAUCGGAAAAGAACAACAAUAGCAAAAGCAAUAGCAACAUCAGUGCAAGAGAGCACUACGAUUCUAAACUUGAAAAUAAUAAUUUUAUAAUAUCAAAGCCCGAAGGUUGUCGACUAGUGGCUCACCCGAAGAGAGCCGAGUGAACCCGAGCGCGCACCCGAAUGCCGAACAUCAAGUAUACGUACGAUCGCUUGCUCAGCGCCUUUCAGUGCUAGCCAGCUACCACCAAUAAUAACAAUAACAAAAACAAUAGCACUGCUAAACGGAAAACAGAAACGUUCCUCUUCUAACGGUCUCAGUGAGUUUUGUAAUUGUUCAUUGGCGAGUGCGAAAAGGAGAGACAGAGAGAGAAGCAGAGAACUGUCGCAGCGAUUGCGAUUACGGUUCCGCGGCGCAGUGAAAAAGUCUAGGCGGAAAACACUUGCCUCUGGUCGAUUUGCGUGUUUGGACGCGCGACUCCCUCAGAACUUGCAAAAAAAAGGAAAAAUCGGCAAAAAAGUGAUCACACAUCAAGAAGCUUACUUGGAUUACAAUUUGCGGUCGAGAAGGACUUAUAAACUGAAUUCUACGGAUUUUAUAGAACAAUUUUAUGAUUCAGCCACAACCAAAAUGGUUUACUAUUCCGCCAACCAGCUGCUCAUAAAAACGGAACAAUCUAGUCAGGCGCAGUUCUGCCUCCAGGUGCCGCCUCCACUAACGGCGACGACCACGAGCGUGGGCCUAGGAGUUCCGCCAUCCGGCGGUCAGCAGGAGCACUACGAGCUGCUGCAGACGCCGCAGCAGCGACAAAUGCAACUGCAGCUGCAGGACCAGCAGCAGCAGGAGCAGCAGUUCGUCAGCUACCAACUGGCCAUCCAGCAGCACCAGAAGCAGCAGCAACAUGAAAGUAUUACGACAGCAGCACCCACGGCAGCUCCAUCAGCCCAGCGGAUCAAGACAGAGCCCGCCGGCGGAUUCCCAGCGGCGGCAGCCGUGGUGUCGCAGGUGCGCAAGCCCAGCGGCAGCAAGCCGCAGUUCAAGUGCGACCAGUGUGGCAUGACCUUUGGCAGCAAAUCCGCCCACACCUCACACACCAAGUCGCACUCGAAGAACCAAGAUCUGUCGCUCAAUGGCGCCUCUGGAGCCGGCGUUGCUGUGCCCGUUUCAACCGCAGCCAUCGAGCUCAAUGAUGCGGGUCUGCCGGUGGGCAUUCCCAAGAGCCCUACCAUCAAGCCGCUGCCCAAUGUGGCCGCCGGAGCAGAUCCCUAUCAGUGCAAUGUUUGCCAGAAAACAUUCGCCGUUCCCGCCAGGCUGAUCCGCCACUACCGCACCCACACUGGUGAACGGCCAUUCGAGUGCGAGUUCUGCCACAAACUGUUCAGCGUGAAGGAGAACCUCCAGGUGCACCGGCGCAUCCACACGAAGGAGCGUCCGUACAAGUGCGACGUCUGUGGACGGGCAUUCGAGCACUCCGGAAAGCUGCACCGCCACAUGCGCAUCCACACCGGUGAGCGGCCACACAAGUGCUCCGUGUGCGAGAAGACGUUCAUCCAGUCCGGCCAGCUGGUGAUCCAUAUGCGCACGCACACCGGCGAGAAGCCGUACAAGUGCCCGGAGCCGGGAUGCGGCAAAGGUUUCACCUGCUCCAAGCAGCUCAAGGUGCACUCGCGGACGCAUACGGGCGAGAAGCCCUACCACUGCGACAUCUGCUUCCGGGACUUUGGCUACAAUCAUGUGCUGAAGCUGCACCGCGUCCAGCACUACGGCUCCAAGUGCUACAAGUGCACCAUCUGCGACGAGACGUUCAAGAACAAGAAGGAGAUGGAGGCCCACAUCAAGGGCCAUGCCAACGAAGUACCCGACGACGAAGCGGAGGCGGCUGCUGCGUCGGCAGCAGCAUCAACGUCCGCAGGCUCCUCCGCCGGAUCGCCGUCCUUGCAAGGAGUCAGCAGUAACUCCGAGAGCAGCAACCACUCUCCGCCCAGCUCGCCACCGGCCACAAAGAAACCUCGCCAGGCUCGACAGGCGCGCGGUUCCAAAACCGGUGCAGCCACCCUUUCCAUCCCUACCUCCUCGCCGCUCUCGCCCAGCUCACUCAGUUCCACAUACUCGCCAUCGGCUAGCAGCAUGGCCUCGCCACCACCUACGUCGGCCCACUACCUGCCCGUCCAGAUGGAGGCGGAUGCCUUGAGCCGGGACAGCGGCGUGUCCAGCGCCCAGCCCGCCCACAGCACAUAUGCAGACGAGGAGCCCACAGAUUUGAGCAUGCAGCAGGUCCAGGGUCAAAUGCCAGAAAGCACUGUGGACUACUACCAGGCCCCGCCAAGUCUACUCGAGCUGCAGCCGCAAGCCGCUGGUCUAACCGCCCUGCUCGAAGCGGCCAGCAUGGCGCGUCGCCAUCACGACAACGAUGACCAGGUGCAGGAUGAGGAUGUGCACGCAGCCGCCUGGCAAAUGAUGCAGUUGCGCCGCGGCCACGUUUCCUUACCUCCAGCGGAGCAACCGUCGCCAAACCAUCAGCCACAGGUGCCCACUCUGCAUGUCAGCGAUCUAGCGGCCAACUACGAUGACACCCAUGAAGCCACUGUGCUGAUCGAGCACUUCAAGCGUGGUGAUCUCGCUCGCCACGGGCUGCACAAGGGCUAUGCACCAGUGCCCAAGUAUGAAUCCGCUCUACCCGAACCGGACAUUGUGCGACGCGUGGAGGCGGCCAUCGGCCUGCGUUCCAGCACGGAGUCGCCGGAACGUAGCUCCUCGCCGGAGAGCGACUCCCUGAUGAUGGCCGACCGGAACGUGAUGACGCUGCCGCUGCGCAAGCGCAAGCACUACAUGAACAAGGGCGACGACGGUCAGGUGGAUUCGGAGAAGGCUAGCGGAGAUGGCUCCUCCGCCGCCGGUGGCGCCGCUUCCGUUGGCGCCGGGGAUGGACCCGGGUCCAAGGUGAUGCGGAUGAGCUCGGUCAUUCAGUUCGCCAAGGCCUCCUAGGGGUCCAAGGUCGAUCCCCAAUCAGCAUUAAGACUGUCCAAACAAAUUCUAACUGAAAUUAGCCUAAGUUUUUUCUCUGAGGUUCGGGCUUAGGCCUGGAAAAAGAAAGCAAAGAGACGUAUGGAUAUGGCAGAGAGAUAGUUUUCCAGCAGCGAAAAUGAAUAUGCCAAAAGUAUUAAAAA
Drosophila sechellia is the source of this 3695-nucleotide messenger RNA. Its product is annotated as Krueppel homolog 1. Bases 1159 to 3513 code for a protein of 784 amino acids. The record is from RefSeq and is a predicted model, not a curated record. Gene Ontology annotation, biological process: regulation of transcription by RNA polymerase II. Gene Ontology annotation, molecular function: RNA polymerase II cis-regulatory region sequence-specific DNA binding; DNA-binding transcription factor activity, RNA polymerase II-specific. NCBI's taxonomy places the organism in Eukaryota, Metazoa, Arthropoda, Insecta, Diptera, Drosophilidae. The transcript is spliced from 4 exons.